Molecule: messenger RNA, 4418 nt
Organism: Puntigrus tetrazona (Sumatra barb)
Lineage: Eukaryota; Metazoa; Chordata; Actinopteri; Cypriniformes; Cyprinidae
Gene: mertka
Product: c-mer proto-oncogene tyrosine kinase a
Exons: 19
Coding region: 151-2934 (927 amino acids)
Biological process (GO): cell migration; multicellular organism development; phagocytosis
Cellular component (GO): signaling receptor complex
Molecular function (GO): ATP binding; transmembrane receptor protein tyrosine kinase activity; protein binding
Source: RefSeq, a predicted model, not a curated record
CGCGAGCCGCGCGCAUUCCUGCGCGAGCUGAAGGUCCGAGAGAAAACGGUAGAGAAGAUGUUCGUCGACGUACGCGCGCUCUGCCCGCCGCGUUCACUCGCCUGACGCGCUCGGGAGAAAGGGACGAGGAAAGGGCUUUUCCCCUCAGCGAUGUCGCGUCUUUUAACUCCGCUGCUGCUCGUCGGGUUGUUUUCGCAGUCGGUCAGCGUCGCGGCUGCAGCUGGCAGCUGGAAGCAUCCCCUCGCUGUUGUUCACCAGGGAGGUUCUCUCCAUUGGGGAAGACAGGGCCGGUCUUUCCGACCAACGCAGGCGGUCCCCAGCAUACAUCUGUCGCAGGAAGAGCUCCAGAAGCUGCGCUUCAGACCCACCGUGGGCACAAUCCAGCGCUCAGAGGGGGCAGAGGUCAAGUUUAACUGCUCCAUUGACAUCAGUGGUGUCUUCCAGGACCUGAAUAUUCUGUGGUUUAGGAACGGUAAGGAGAUCCAUGAUGGCAUGCUGACGGAGGUCCGCACUUAUAGGACCGUCACCCUGCUCUCAACUAUAAGCAUUAAAAGCGUCCAGAGAGCAGAUGCUGGAGAAUAUCACUGCAGGCUUAGUGUCAGUAACAAGAUCAUCGAGUCAAAUCCUAUCAUUAUAGAGGUGGAAGGCCUCCCGACCUUCACCAUACAGCCAAGUGACUUGAAUAUCACGAGGAACGCUCCCUUCACGCUGACCUGUGAGGCGGUCGGUCCUCCCAACCCGGUUAUCAUUAAGUGGCUUCACAAAGGCAGGAGAUUUGCAGAACGCAACGAGUCUUCCAGCAGCAUCACCAUUGAAGGUGUUGAUGCACCCACUCAGUACAGCUGUGAAGCUCACAAUGAGAAAGGCCUCACAGUAUCCAGAGAAGCUCACAUCAAUAUCAAAGAGCUUCCAGAAAAAGUGUCCAAGGUCACAGUAGUAAAACGCGAGGCCAACAAACUCCUCAUAAGCUGGACGCCGGGACACGAUGGCUUCUCGACUCUCAGCACGUGCUACAUCACGGUGCGAGAGCUUUUGCAGCCAGGGAGCCCUACUGCCGUCCACCCCACACACGUGCCUCCUUUUCAGUAUGAAAUCAGCAACCUCAAGGCCAUGACCUGGUACAACAUGAGCGUGUCCUGCACCAAUGAGAUCGGCCCGUCGCCGCCCAGCGUCUGGGUCCAGAGCAACACCACAGAGGGAGUUCCAUCAGAAGCUCCCCAAAACUUGACUGUUCACCUGAACAAUUCCAUGCUGAUGAUCCGAUGGGAAGCUCCGCCCCCUGAUAAGCUGAAUGGAAUUUUGCAAGGAUAUGACGUCACUAUUAUACACGGAACACGUACAAGCAAGAUUUACAGCAUCAGUACAGAGGCGACGGUGACGCUGCAUGUGUUCAACACUACGUAUAGUGUGGAGGUGGUGGCCUGUACUCAGAGCGGCUGUGGGGCCAAAAGAUCUCGCUACUGGCUCUUUGUGCCAGACGCUGAAUUUCCUGAGUCUCCAUCCUCGACUCCGAUUCCCAGUCGUCCCGACUCUGCGUACAUCAUUCUCGGAGUUGUGUGCAGUUUCUGUCUGUUGAUGAUAGUGAUGUUUGUGGCCAUGUGGUUGCACAACCACUCUUAUCUGCAGUGUUUGUUUGGACCUGAUGAUAAACUCACUCCAAACGUGGAGUACAGACCUCAGAGAUCCUACAACCGCUCAGCCAUCGAAAUCACUCUUGCCAGUCUGGGCGUUAGCGGCGAGCUUCAGGCCAAACUCCAGGACGUGAUGAUCACGAGGAACCUGCUGUCCAUCGGUAAAAUCCUGGGAGAAGGAGAGUUUGGGUCCGUCAUGGAGGGGCAUCUCAGACAACCUGAUGGGACAUCGGAAAAAGUUGCGGUCAAGACCAUGAAAUUGGAUAACUUCUCCCAGAGAGAGAUUGAAGAGUUUCUGAACGAAGCCGCUUGCAUGAAGGACUUUCACCAUCCUAACGUCAUCAGACUGUUGGGUGUUUGUUUAGAGGUUAUUUCAGGCCACUUUCCCAAACCGAUGGUCGUGCUUCCCUUCAUGAAGUAUGGAGACCUGCACAGCUUCCUCCUUCGCUCCCGGCUCACCGAAGAUCCCGUGUAUCUUCCUACACAGAUGCUCCUGAAGUUCAUGAUCGACAUCGCUCUGGGAAUGGAGUACCUCAGCAGCAGAAACUUCCUCCACCGAGACCUGGCAGCACGCAACUGCAUGUUACGUGACGAUAUGAGCGUGUGCGUCGCCGAUUUUGGCCUGUCAAAGAAAAUCUACAGUGGUGACUAUUACAGACAGGGCCGGAUAGCCAAGAUGCCUGUCAAAUGGAUCGCUGUGGAAAGCCUCGCUGACCGAGUCUUCACGGUGAAAAGCGAUGUGUGGGCGUUUGGGGUGACCAUGUGGGAAAUAGCCACUCGAGGAAUGACCCCGUACCCUGGCGUACAAAACCAUGAGAUUUACGAUUACCUCCUCGAGGGAAACCGGCUGAAACAACCGAGCGACUGUCUGGAUGAACUCUACGACAUCAUGUUCGGCUGCUGGAGAGCUGAUCCGGUGGACCGACCCGACUUCACACAGGUCAGGAAGAGGCUGGAGAGUCUGGCGGGGAAGCUUCCCGCGGUGUCCAGCAGAAGAGACCUCAUCUACAUCAACACCAGCUUCCCCGAGGAGGAAGAGGAGUUACCCGGCGCGCCGGAGGAAGGCCCUGUGCUCACGUCCUCGCCCUCCUGCAGUCGGCCCGCCGCGGACACGUCAGUGGUGACGGCGGACGUCCACGAGAGCACAGACGCGGAGGACGACCGGUACGUUGUGGUCAUUUCCUGCGGGGACAAUGCGGCGAGAAGCGCCGCGGAUGAGCCGCUGUUGAAUCGCGGACUCUCCGAAGAGGACGACUCGGCCCGGGACGCGGCGGCGGCGGCAGACACCACGCGCUUGCUCUGAUGCAUCACCGAACCGAUGCGCUUGCUUUGCGCUGUCCGGCUGGUUUCGUUCGAACUGGUUUCGGAUUGUUGCCAAACUCGACUUAAAGGAAUAGUUCACCCAGAAAUGAAAAUGCGGGCCUGUCGAGAUGAAGAUGAGCUUUGUGUUUUUCGUUAGAACGGGUUCGGGUGGAGAGCAGCAUCGCUUCGCUUGCUCGCCAAGGGAUGCACUGCGGUGAAUGGGUGCCGUCAGAAUGAUGAAAACAUCACGAUAUCCCACAUCACUCCAGUCCGUUGUUUAACAUCUUGAGAAGUGAAAAGAUGCGUGUUUGUAAAAAAAAACAAAUCCAUCAUUAAGGCAUGUUAGUUUAGGUCUGUUUUAGCUCAUAAACAGUGCUUGAUCUGUGAAUAUUCUCUCCAGGUUUUUUUAUUUGAUCUUUUUAGGAAUAUUUUGGAUUAUGGGUUCAUAUUUUAGCCAGAAGCAAUCGUUUGAUGUUUAAAACAUGCUUAUCGAUUUAUGCCGUUUAUGAAUUACUUUAUCGCGAUGGCUGUUGGAUUAUAAUUCCGACGGCACCCAUUCACUGCAUCCAUUGACCAAACAUUUUAAGUAAUUACAUGAACAUAAUUACAUAAAUAUUGUUGUUUUUAUUGUGUUUUGGUCAGAUGAAACCAGCCUCGGUGAGUAAGAAGAGACACAUUUUAAAGUAAUUCAACUCCAAACAUUUGAACGGCGGUGCAUGCGUCUUUCCAUGGCAUUAAAUACCUGAUUUCACGUCUUGCAAAAUGUCAAAAAACGAAUCAUUUCGCAGUUGCACAGAAACCCGAUGGACCCUAAACUCUCUGAAAGCUUUACCGUGGUGUUGUUUUUGCCGUAAUGCGUGAAGUACAGACCGCACAACUGUGACGUAAAAAAUGAUGAAGAGACAUCGAUAUGCAAUGAAAUGGUAAAAUUAAGCUAAAGUAUUGUGAUUUUAGGAUUUUUUUUUUUGUCGACUGUUUUUGCAUAGAAUCCAAUUUGUAUAUUAGAAAUGCAUUUUGUAAAUAUAAAGGAAAAGUGUUUUUUUAUAUAUAGUGUUUUUUACAUUUUAACUUCGAAGUUAAACUGACAUGAAGAAACGCAGAAUCUUUAGAGAAAGUGUUUUAAACGUGUGAAGUAUAUUAUUGUACUUUUUGAUUGAGGUACAAUGAUAUGUGCCUUAUUUUAAAGUUGAAAGCGUGCAAUUAAUGCCAUUAUGAACAAUAUCUUAAUAAAUACUGCUAACUAAAUAAAGCUUAAAUGCCUUGAAUGUCAUAUGAAAUGUUAACCUGGUCUACUAAUACUCUGAAUUCGUUCGAAUCGAAAUUUAAUAUUAAAAACUGUUACCAAGAAAUGUUCUCUUAUGAUUACAGUGUCAAUACAAUCUGUUUCGUAUGCAAUAAUUAUCACUUAAGUGCAAAGCUUAAAGAUUUCACAUCAGCAAAACCUGAUUAAGUUGCAAUUAAAUAAAUGAAAUCUGUCUGUUUCCA